CUUCCUCUCUAACCCACUCCAAUUUUCGUGAAGAAACCUUCCAAAGACCGCUUCUUCUUCUUCUCAUUCUUCGUCGUCGUCUUCUUUCUUAUAUUUGAUUUUUUAUCGUGCAAACAUGAAAGAAAAGCAAAUACAAGAACUCAUGCGGCCUUCAGUGCUUAACAUAGCUCUUUCACAAGCUAUGCAUCCAACAAAAAACAUUCUCUUUGUUGUAGAAUUCAACUAGACCAAUAUUUCGCCGGAGUUUCCGUGCUCAAAUGUCGCCGGAGAAAGCUUUUCAGAGCAAAAUGGACACCCUUAAGUACAAAGUGCUAGUCAGCACUUGGAAUGUAGGUGGCUUGCAGCCUUCUGAGGACUUCGAUUUGGAAGAUUUGCUUCAAACAGAGAAGAGUUAUUACGACAUAUAUGUUCUCGGGUUUCAAGAGAUUGUGCCACUUACAGCUAAAAAUAUUAUGGGUCCAGAGAGGAGAAGCAUUUCUGCCAGGUGGAACUCUGUGAUUGGUUGGACUCUGAAUAAGAAUUACAGGGAAAUAAAGGAGAGAAAUAGUUCAUUUAAGGAAUAUGAAUGUAUGAUAAGCAAGCAGAUGGUGGGGAUAAUGGUAACAGUGUGGGUGAGAGGAGAGCUUCUGCAGCACCUUCACCACCUCAGCGUCUCCUGCGUUGCCUGUGGCUUUCUUGGCUUCCUGGGAAAUAAGGGAGCAAUUGCUGUAAGAUUCGUGCUGCAUGGAGUUAGCAUGUGCUUUGUAUGUUGCCAUUUAGCUUCAGGAGGGAAGGAAGGGGAUGAGGUCCGCCGGAACUCCGACGCCAUUGAUAUCCUCUCUCGGACUACCUUUCCUCAUGUUUCUUCAAUGAAUUUGCCGCGAAAUAUUUUUGAACAUGACCAAAUAAUUUUACUUGGUGAUUUGAAUUAUAGAAUAUCGUUACCAGAGACGGAGACAAAAUUGCUUGUUGAGAGAAAGGAGUGGAACGUCUUGCUUAAGAAAGAUCAAAUUAAAGCUGGCGUUGCGAGGUGGCAAAAGGAGGAGUAUUCGAAGGUUGGAAUGAAGGCAAUAUAAGCUUCCAACCAACUUACAAAUAUCUCCCCAACUCUGAUAAAUAUUAUUGUUGCAUUGAGGGCAAGAAGAAGAAGAAGAGAGCACCCGCAUGGUGUGAUAGAAUUCUAUGGUACGGGAAGGGUCUGAAGCAAAGCCAAUACGAGAGAUGUGAAUUGAAACUCUCCGAUCACCGGCCGGUGAGGGCAAUCUUCGCCGUUGAAG
This is a messenger RNA of Phalaenopsis equestris, 1256 nucleotides long. RefSeq names its product type IV inositol polyphosphate 5-phosphatase 9-like. Gene Ontology annotation, molecular function: phosphatidylinositol-4,5-bisphosphate 5-phosphatase activity; phosphatidylinositol-3,4,5-trisphosphate 5-phosphatase activity; inositol-polyphosphate 5-phosphatase activity. The record is from RefSeq and is a predicted model, not a curated record. The coding region runs from base 258 to 1055 and encodes 265 amino acids. Lineage: Eukaryota; Viridiplantae; Streptophyta; Magnoliopsida; Asparagales; Orchidaceae. The transcript is spliced from 8 exons. Gene Ontology annotation, biological process: phosphatidylinositol dephosphorylation.